AUGGCACAGUGGGGUACUCGUCGUAGGCGAGUUAAGUUCCUUGGCCAGCAUGAAGAAAACAAACCCCAAAUUUCUUCCAGCAUCACUGAGGAAGAAAAUUCAACAGAUGAAUUUAAAGUAGCUGUGAAAGCUGAACCUCUAGAAAUACCAGAAAUCAAGAAGAGGAAGCGCCUCAGCCUAGGCAAGGGCAGAUGGACAACUAGUAGCUCUAAAGGUAGGACAAAGAAGCGUAAUAAUGUGACUGAAAGAUGGACAGCUGAAAGGUAUAAGCUGGCAGAGGAAAGUAUGAUGGAAGUUUUGAAGGCUGAAGGUGCAACUUUUGGAAACCCAAUUUCCAGGCUAGAACUCAGAUCGUUAGCACGUAAGCGAAUUGGUGAUACCGGGCUGCUCGAUCACUUACUGAAGCACAUUGAUGGUAAGGUGGCACCAGGUGGGACUGAGCGGUUUCGGCGGUGGUUCAACACCAAUGGAACAAUGGAGUAUUGGUUGGAGAGUGCUGAUCUGGUUAACAUUCGUCAGGAAGCUGGGGUGCAUGAUCCUUAUUGGAUUCCACCAUCUAAGUUGAUGCCAUGUGGUGCCCCCUCAGAAGAUUCUGUUUCUGCUGGAGAAUUGAAGCUACUCAAGGCAGAAGUGGAUAAAAUGAAGAGUGAUAUGCAGGAGCUGCUGUUAUCCAAGAAGCAAGAGAAAGACCGAGCCAAUCAGCAGAAUAUGCUUGAGGAUUUGAUGAAAUGGAAAGCUCAGACUGAGCAAAGCUUGAAAGUGAUUUUAGGUUCUUGGAAGGGUAUGCAGGACAAGUUUGAGGAAUUAAUGAUGUGGAAAGCUAAAGUUGAGCAACAGGUAGCUGAAAUGACUAAUGUCAUGAGUAAUAUGCAAGUACCAAAGCAAUACACUGCCACCAACCCUGAAACAUCUGAGCGAUGGGAAGAUUGGCUAGAGAGCACCAACCUCGAUAAUUUUCAGGGAAAUGAACUUGUGCCUUGGUUUGAGAGCACAAAUCUGCAAAUAAAGGAAGAAAUUACUGAAAUGGAGAGAGAUGUGCAUGAGCUGAUACCAAGGAAACAAAAAGAAUAUCAAGCUAAUGUGACCCCUGAUUCUUCUGCUACUGCAAAUUCAAAGUCAGAGCUUGAUAAUUUGUUUAUGUUUCAGGAAAUGUUACAGGAGUUGUUCAAUUGGAAAUCUAUGACGGAGCAGAAGCUGAGUGAGAUGUCAAAUUCCGUGAAUGCCAUCAAGCAGACAUCAAAACUAAUGAGUCCUCCACUCCCUCCGCAGCUGCCAGAAGAUGGAAAUCUGAGUAUGGAAUAUCAUCCUUGUUUCAUGUUUUAG
Molecule: messenger RNA, 1323 nt
Organism: Prunus armeniaca (apricot)
Lineage: Eukaryota; Viridiplantae; Streptophyta; Magnoliopsida; Rosales; Rosaceae
Source: the annotation of a GenBank genome assembly